AUGGCUUUCGCUCUACGGGCCACUCAACGCCGCCUUCCCCGCUCUCUCCACUGCACCAAUCCCUUCUCCACCUCCGCCUCAUCUCACGACCUCCGCGAGCUCCUCCGCAUCCAACGCAUCCUCAGUGACCCCGCAACAACCAGCCAGCCCCCGCAAACCCAAGAGCACCCACGAGGUGCGGGUGCCGCCGCCACCGACCUGCACCAUCUGCUCCACCGCACGGCCGGCCUCACCACCGCUGACGCCACCUCCCUCCUCCGCCGCAUCCCUAACACCCACCGCCUGGGCCGCCUUCUCCAAGAACUUCGUGGCCUGCGCCUCCCGGCGGACGAGAUCAAGAACGUCCUCAAGUCCGAUCCCGACGGUGUCCUCUCCAUGGAGCCCGGCGAGCCGUCCCGCCUCGUAGAGGUCCUCGACGAGCUCCGCUGCCGGGAGCCCGUCAAGGACCGGCUACUCUCUGGCGGCUUACUCAACGCCGCAAUCGCCACGAGGCGGCGGGUGGAGCUCCUGCACGAGCGCGGGCUGAGCCGGCGGGAUGCGCUGAGGGUGCUCUCUGUCGAGCCUCGGGCGAUUCUAUAUAGCCUAGAGGAUGUGGAGAGGAAGGUGGAGUUCUUGGUGAGCAGGAUGGGGUUUCAGAUUGGUUGGCUGGUGGAGUACCCGGAGUUCUUGGGGGUGAAUCUCGACAGGUGGAUCAUCCCGCGGCACAAUGUGGUGGAGUACCUGGUAUCCGUGGGCGGGCUUGGGGACCCCAUUGAGAUGAAGCAUUAUGUGAGAUUAAGCCGUCUCAGGUUCUACAAUAUGUUUGUGAAGCCAUACCCGGAGUGCGAAAGGAUUUUCGGAGGGCUGGUCAGGGAGAGGAAGAAUGAGGUGAGGCCGAGACAUCCUGUGGGACUGUGGAAGUUGUUUAAGCCGACAAAGUAUGAGAGCACUGAGGAGGACGUGAAACACAUGAAGUUGACGGUUGAAUCACUUCAUUAGCUCUGUUGAGAAUACCAUUUGGCAGCGGUUUUGAUCAUGAUUCAGGGGAUUUCAUGGUGGCCACAUUGCGGUUGGUAUUGUGAAAUGUACUUGUUCAAUGAGAUGUUUAACUAAAUAAAGACCUAGCUUAAGGUUGAGCUUGAUUAUAUUGCCAUGAUCAUAUUAUGGUGAUAAGAGCUGGCACUGGGUAGAAUGCAGAUUGAUGAAACCUGGCAACUUAUGGAAGAGGUAUCUGAAGUUACCAACAAAUAGACGGAGGGACGGUCAUUCUUUCUGUAUAUAUAGAGAAAUGUUUGAUCAUCAAGGAAGAACUUUCUGUUGAAAGGCUACCACCCAACUUGCUGGCAUCAGGAUAAGAAAUACUGGUAACAAUUGUCUGACCUUCCGAAGCCUCUCAAUUAUGCAAAAGAAAUAACAUCAUCAUGGCCACUGCUGCAGUGCAUGUGAAGAAAAUGUUACAUGCUACUCUGCUACAAAAUAAAGCCUUCUUUGAAGUGAGUCAUGCAACUGUACUGUACAUGUUGUAAAACAAAGUGUUCACAAUGUAACUGUUACAUUAUCCGUUGAUUUUUUUUAUCACUUCACAAGCAAGAAAGAUUGUUCGCGAUGUAUGCCUGCUUUAACGAAUCACUUCAAAAGUAAAGCAGGGUGUUGGGAU
Molecule: messenger RNA, 1636 nt
Organism: Lolium rigidum
Lineage: Eukaryota; Viridiplantae; Streptophyta; Magnoliopsida; Poales; Poaceae
Product: transcription termination factor MTERF15, mitochondrial-like
Exons: 2
Coding region: 1-978 (325 amino acids)
Biological process (GO): regulation of DNA-templated transcription
Molecular function (GO): double-stranded DNA binding
Source: RefSeq, a predicted model, not a curated record